GCUGUUCCCGCCAGCCACCAGCUCACACCAACAACAUUUGCUUCUCUGUUUUUCUGACCAUCCUUCUCUUUAAUCUCAGUGGCAUUUCAUCGAACAUGGCUGCUGCAUUAGUUGAAGCAUCGCCCCCGGAGAUGGCGACGCUGGCGGAGGCCUUGGUAGUCCUUGUGCGCGAUGUCUCGGCUAUGAGGGAAUUCACUGGCGCAACCGGAGCUCUCCGUUUGGAAUGUGUGCGCUUAGUACGCAACGUCUCUUUGCUUUCUCAUCUUCUUGAGGAGAUUCAGGACUCGGCUGGCAAUGCUGGGGCUGCUUGUGUGGCGUCUUCUUCUUCUUCUUCUUCUUCUUCUUCUUCUUCUUCUCGUGCUGCGUGUCCGGUCUCGUGUUUGGCUGAUCUCUUGUUCGCUGUUGAGGCUGUCAAGCGCUUUCUUCAGCUUGUUUGUGGUUCUGUCUCUGAUUUUGCAUGGAAGAACAUUGCUCUACAGCUUCAGUACGUAACAUGGCAAUUGGAAAAGGUUCUAAGAAACUUGCCAUAUGAUUUUUUUGGCAUAUCGGAUGAAGUCCAAGAAGAGGUCGAGCUUGUGCUCUCGCAGCUGAGACGAGCAACAGAGAAAAUUGGAGCACUAAAUAUCAAAGUUUUUUCUGAAAUUUAUUGUAUCCAAUUACAUGCACAUGGCAAAGAAUACAAACACCUGUCUUCAAGCUUGUCAGGAUGCUUUCAGAUUGAUAAUGCAAGCUAUGAUUAUCAUGAUUUCCGGGAUAUAUUUGUGUUGGUUACACAAAUUAAUUUCAAGUCGAAGUGUGAUGCUGAUCAAAUGCAAUGCAAUGUUGCAGAAAGUCCUAAAACAACCAGACCAAGUGGUCCUCUUCGAGCUAUUGUAACUGAUACCAAUCCCAUUUUGGAAGCUAAAAUGAAAGAAGACACUUGUUCUAAUCAUAUUGCUAUUCCAGAGGAUUUUCGUUGUCCAAUAACCCUGGAAUUAAUGAGAGAUCCUGUUAUUGUAUCAACUGGACAGACCUACGAGCGAUCCUCUAUCCAGAGGUGGAUAGAUUGUGGCAAUCAAACAUGCCCAAAGACUCAGCAGAAACUCCAAAACCUUACACUUACUCCUAAUUAUGUUCUCAGAAGCCUGAUUAUGCAAUGGUGUGAGACUCACAAUGUUGAACAGCCAUGCAGGAUAAGUGGGAAGCUGAGAAAAUGCAAUGGAUCCUUUAUGGAAGUUUGUGGGGAUCAAACUACCAUUGAUGCUUUGGUUCAUAAGCUCUCAAGUAGUUCAAAUGAGGAGAGGAAGUCAGCUGUUGCUGAUAUAAGAUCACUGGCAAAAAGAAAUUCAGGCAACCGAAUUCUUAUUGCAGAAGCUGGAGCUAUUCCAACUCUUGUUGAUCUCCUCUCAGACAGUGAUCCAAAGAUCCAAGAACAUGCAGUGACAUCAAUCCUUAACCUUUCUAUAUAUGAUAACAACAAGGAAAUAAUAAUGUUAGCAGGAGCUAUUGAUCCAAUUAUUCAAGUUCUUCAAACUGGUAGCAUGGAGGCUAGAGAGAAUGCUGCAGCAGCCAUUUUUAGCUUAUCUGUGAUUGAUGAGAACAAGAUAACCAUUGGAAGUAUACCAGGUGCUAUAGAAGCAUUGGUGGAGUUGCUGAAUUUCGGGAGCUCAAGGGGAAAGAAAGACGCUGCAACAGCCUUGUUCAACUUGUGCGUUUACCAGGGGAACAAAGCCCGUGCCAUCCGAGUGGGCAUUCUGACCCCUUUGCUGAAGAUGCUCAAAGAUUCUUCUAGCUAUUGCAUGGUAGAUGAGGUGCUCACUAUAUUAUCAGUUCUUGUGAGUCACCGAGAAGGUAAGGUGGCUAUAGCUAAAGCUUGCAUUAUCCCGCUUUUGAUAGAUUUGUUAAGGACCGGGCAGCCACGCAGUAAGGAGAAUGCCGCAGCUAUAUUACUUGCUCUCUGCAAGAAGGAUGGGGAGAACCUUGCUUGUGUUGGGAGGUUAGGUGCGUUUAUACCAUUAACAGAGCUUGCAAGGAGUGGUACCAAUAGAGCCAAGCGGAAAGCUUCUUCUCUGCUUGAGCACCUUAGGAAAUUGCAUAUGCUCUAAGUUUUUUGCUGCUGAUUCAACACAGUUCCUUCAAGCUGAAUUUGAGCCUUUGUUCAUGAGUAUGUGAUCACUGAAGUCGAUUUAAGCAUGUCAUGGCUGUUGCUCACAACAGAGCUUAUUUCAUUAUUACGAUGUUGGCUACAUACUGCGAAGUUGUGUGUUUCUCUUCUGAGCUUGAGGAACUGAGAACUUGACAUUGCUGCUCCGAAAUAUAUUUCCUCAGGUGAGGAAAUAAAGGAGCCUCUUUUUGUCUUGGAUGUAAGUGGUUUUGGUUAUGGCUUGUUCUCACUUGUCAUCACAAGUUGCAUAGAAUUUGCUAAUCUUGAAAAAAUAGAAUUAGAUGCCCAAUUUCAUGAGUGAAAUGCAUUUCUGAAACUGUAGAAGAAGAAAAUAUUAAUGCCAUGCAGAGCAUCAUCAAACUGUACCUAUACUUUCAUUUUACAAAUUCCUUUCUGUACAAUUGCAUUUUGCAUGUCAAUAUUUGUUUAAAGAUACGCUGAAAUGUGAAAGCGUGAAUGAUUUGUGCUUGA
Messenger RNA from Dioscorea cayenensis subsp. rotundata (Guinea yam), 2614 nucleotides. RefSeq names its product U-box domain-containing protein 10-like. The record is from RefSeq and is a predicted model, not a curated record. Lineage: Eukaryota; Viridiplantae; Streptophyta; Magnoliopsida; Dioscoreales; Dioscoreaceae. Bases 96 to 2084 code for a protein of 662 amino acids. Gene Ontology annotation, biological process: protein ubiquitination. Gene Ontology annotation, molecular function: ubiquitin-protein transferase activity; protein binding. The transcript has 4 exons. Gene Ontology annotation, cellular component: nucleus; cytoplasm.